CCACGCUCAGGGGCGUCACGUGUCUAUCCCCCUUUAGAGCGAGUUGGACUGGGCUCUGGGAUUGUAGCUCCCCCAUACAAACACAGACACGGUGCCUUGUUUUGGUUUUCCACUGGAUUUACGAACUGUUUGGAGGUUGGCUAAAGUCGGACAGACUGAAUCGGAUCCAGACAGAUUGGAACUUUCUGAGGAUCAAUGUGAAGAUGAAACAUCGGAUGCACAUUUUUGCCCGUGUGUGCUUUUGGUAGGUUACACUUUAGCAGUCGCAGUUACAUCCAACGGCGCUGAGGAAAGCUCCUCGCUAGGCUAAAUGGGGUCGUACGCUGACUGUGCUUGUUUUGAUAGUGCAUUCGGAACUCCGGACUGAAGUGAGUUAUUUUCACCCCAUCCCUGGAAACGUUUCAUAUUUUAUGGUAAAUCCGGAUACCAAACAUGGAUGGCGUGGAUGGAGACUCGGAACUGCACUUCAUAAUUUUUGCCAAGGUUGAAAAUUUAACAUGCGGCUAAAGGCUCCCAUCAACUUUAACGCUGUACCGAGAGUAUUGAAUAAGUCCGGUAGCUAGCAUUGCUUUGGCACGGGGCUGUUAGCUAGACAGCUAGCUAGCUAAUUUAAGCGUUUGCCUUGGUAAAAUUAGCCCACAAGUGUAAGCAGGGUUAAAUCGUUUACAAUUUCAUCAAUGGGGAAAGUAAAGUGAGUCCCAGCGGUACUCUGCUCUGUAUUCGGUACGAGUAAUAAUAGCCCAACUUUUUUGAUAUCGUCCAACUGUAUAAUUGCCCAAAAUGGCUAGUCCAACCUCAGAGCAGGGUUGUUUUUCGGACGUAAGAAAGGUGGGAUAUUUAAGGAAGCCUAAAAGCAUGCACAAGAGGUUUUUUGUCCUGCGCGUCGGGAGUGCAGCGGGACCUUCCCGAUUGGAGUAUUACGAGAACGAGAAGAAAUGGAGGCACAAGUCCGGAGCACCCAAGCGCUCUAUCCCGCUGGAGAGUUGCUUCAACAUCAACAAGCGAGCCGAUUCCAAAAACAAAUUUCUGGUCGCCCUGUACACUAAAGAUGAGUACUUUGCCAUCGCUGCCGACAGCGAGACCGAGCAAGACGCAUGGUACCAGGCGUUGGUGGACCUGCACAACAGAGGUAAAGUCCACGACACCGCCGCGGGCAACGGAAUAGGAGAGGAUAAUUACAGCGAGGCUUCGCCGGGACCUGCCUUCAAAGAGGUCUGGCAGGUUAUUUUGAAACCAAAGGGCCUGGGACAGACCAAGAACCUCAUUGGGAUUUACAGACUGUGCCUGACGAACAAAACCAUCAGCUUCGUGAAGCUGAACUCCGACGCUGCCGCCGUGGUCCUGCAGCUGAUGAACAUCCGCCGAUGCGGCCACUCGGAGAACUUUUUUUUCAUCGAGGUGGGGCGCUCCGCGGUGACGGGGCCCGGCGAGUUCUGGAUGCAGGUGGACGACUCGGUGGUUGCCCAGAACAUGCACGAGACCAUCCUGGAGGCCAUGAAAGCUAUGAGCGAGGAGUUCCGUCCGCGCAGCAAGAGCCAGUCGUCCUCCUCGCACUGCUCCAACCCCAUCUCUGUGCCCGUGCGCCGGCAUCACCAUAACAACCCUCCGCCCAGCCAAGUGGGCCUGGGCCGCCGCUCCAGAGCUGAGAGCGUGACGGCCACAUCCCCAGCCGGCGCCGGGAAGCACAGCCACUCAUUCCGCGUCCGCGCAUCCAGCGAUGGCGAGGGCAGCAUGUCGAGACCGGCCUCCGUGGACGGCGGUAGCCCCAGCAGCCCCUGCAUCGGCAGCUCUCGCACCCAGUCCUACAGGCAGCGCGCCGGGGGCUCCGCGCGCCUACACCCGCCCCUCAACCACAGCCGCUCCAUCCCCAUGGCCGGUAGCUCCCGCUGCUCCCCGUCUGCGGUGAGCCCCGUCAGCCUCUCUUCCAGCAGCACCAGCGGCCACGGCUCCACCUCCGACGGCCUGUUCCCGCGCCGCUCCAGCGCCUCCAUCUCCGGAUCCCCCAGCGACGGAGGCUUCGUCUCCUCGGACGAGUACGGCUCCAGCCCCGGAGACUUCCGCGGCGGGGCGUUCCGGAGCGCCACGCCCGACUCCCUGGGUCAUACACCACCGGCCCGAGAUGAAGCGCCCCUAGUGUCGGACUACAUCUCCAUGACCCAGACGCCGCGCACGCCCAGGGCCGGCAGCGAGGAUCCCUCCGAGCCGGAGAAGAGCUUCCGCAAGCGGACCCACUCCUCGGGCACGGCCUCCCCUCCCGUCACCUGCCACCACCAGAAGACGCCCUCGCAGUCCUCGGCCGCCUCGCUGGAGGAGUACGCCGUCAUGCUGCCCGCCGCCGCCUACCCCUUACCCCCCUCUUCCUCCUCCAACGGCCACCGCUCCACUACGCCCAUCUCCAACCCACCCACGCCCUCUCCAUCCUCCUCCUCGAUGUCGUCCGUCACCUACCGGCACUCCUCCUUCGUGACCCCGCACUCGUACCCGGAGGAAGGCCUAGAGUCUGCGAUGCCCUCAGGAGUGGACGCCCCGGCGUCGCAGAAGGACGACGGGUACAUGCCGAUGUCGCCAGGCGUGGCCCCUUCCUCCAUCAUGUCCCAGCUGACUGCGGCGGCGGCCUCCUCGUCUCCGGCAGCCUCGCCCGUGAUGGGCGGUGGCGGUAGCGUGGUGGUGUCGGCGGGUGACUACAUGCCCAUGAGCCCCAAGAGUGUGUCGGCGCCCCAGCAGAUCGUCAACGCCUCCCCGAGACGCCGCCUCACCCUCCACGACGCCAUGAACGGAGAGGUGGACGCCAGCGGCUAUAUGAUGAUGUGGCCGAGCAGCAGCUGCUCGCCCGACGGACCCUCAGCGGGAUCCGCAAGGAUGUUGAACGGUGUCGCCGGCGCCGGCGGCAUUCCACCAGCCAGCCAGCGGGUCACAGCCCCCGUCCCGGCGCCGCUGCCCCCAGCUUCCUCGUCCUCCGGCGGGGACUACAUGAACAUGUCCCCCGCCAGCGGCUCCGCCACCAGCACCCCGCCCGACUGCUACUUCAGCACGGGCGCCGGGGGCUACUUCUCCCUGCCGCGCUCCUUCAAGCACGCGCACCGCAAGCAGCAUCAGUCGGCCAUGGAUCACAACCAUCACCACCACCACCAGAACACCUCUUCAUCCUCCUCUUCCUCAUCACCGCGGCUCUCGUUAGGGGCCGGGCGCAGCAUCCGGACGUACGCGGACUCCUCGUCCUCCUCGGCCAGCAGCGACAGUCUUGGAGGAGGGGGCAGCGGAAGUCAGCAGGCUACGCACGCGCAGCCACCCCUGGGCCGCUCCAAGCGCCUGUCGGAAAUGGAGGAGGGUGUAGGAGGUGGUCGGCUGGCGAGGCCCACCCGUCUGCCUCUCGAGGGGGGUCGGGCGAGCACGCUGCCCCGCUCUCGGCAACCCCUGCCCUGCCAGCCGGAGCCCCGGAGCCCGGGAGAAUACGUCAACAUCCAGUUCAACGACCAGUCCUUCUCCUCCAGCCUGGCGUCGCUCUUCCCCGCCCCGGAGAGGUCGAGAGAGCUCUUCACUUCCUCCUCGUCCUCUGAUAGGCUGGCCGAGCUCUUCCAGGCCUGCGAUAGGCCGGUGGAGCUCGCCACCCCGCCCCCGGCCCUCCCCACCGACUACAUGAGCAUGCAGUUGGGCUCCUCCUCCUCAAACGGGCUGUCGCCGUCCGUCGCCCGGGUGACGAACUCUGACCUGUCUCGUGACCUUUCUGACUAUGCAUUGGUGACCCCUGGUCAGGUCCCACCUGCCCCCCCCAGCGCCCCUGCCCCGACCGCCUCCGCGUUGCCCCGGGACGGCAUGUGCCAGCGGGACUACCUGAGCAUGCAGGUGUUCCCUGGUGCCACCUCGCGGCUGCUGCUGCACAACCCGCCCUCCCCGACAUCAGCCCGCAACAUCACCUCCACCACCAUCACCACGGCCACCACCUCCACCUCCUCCAUCUCCAUCUCCACCCAUUCCAUCUCAUUCAACGGCGGAGACCUGCCCUCCGCCUCCGGCGGGGUGGGAGGCCCUCUGCCCCACGGCCCCCUCUCCAGCCUCAGUGCCUUCACGCGGGUGGUGUCCUCGCCGGUCGCCCCUAUCGUCACCAGCCGCGGCGGCGGCGCCAGCGGCGGCGGCAACCCAGGUGUCGGGCUGGUCACCAAGGUGAUCCGUGCCGACCCCCAAGGACGCCGGCGACACAGCUCCGAGACCUUCUCCUCCACGGCCACCAAGAGCCCCGUGGGGACGGCCAACGUGGCCCCCUCCCCGGCCGCCGAGGAGGUCAAGCGCCACAGCUCGGCCUCCUUCGAGAACGUCUGGCUGAAGCCCGGCAAUGAACUCGCCUCCCUGGCAACCGCGUCAGCAUCAUCCUCGUCGUCUACCGCCGCCUCCUCCAUCGUCGCGGGCUCGGGUUCGAGCAGGAGAUCCGGAGCAGUCGAGACCAGCUCGAGUCCGCUGGCCGCCCUGCUGAGCCGGAACCAGAACGGCCUGAACUACAUCGAUCUGGACCUGGCCCAGGGCCCGAGGGAGCAGCUGCUGCCCGGACCGGCUGAUUGGUCGAGCCCCUUCGCCCUCGCCAAGGCAUCAGCGGCGGCGAUGGCAGCAGGAGGAGACGCCGGAGCAGUGGGGGUGGGAGGAACGUCAGAGGAGCUGAGUGCCUACGCCAGCAUCAACUUCAGCUCACCACAAGAGAACAGAGAAGAGUGAAACGCUGGACUUGAUGGUUCUUUGUGUCCCUCAAAGAUCCCCGCGAAGAACUGGACCUCUGGAAAACCACACAUGUAACCGACCUCACUUAAAAAAAAAAAAACCUGGACCACAGCAGGAAACGAGACCGCACACAUCCAACUCACCAACAACUCACCCACCCAGCCAUGGACCUUACACACAUACACACAUACACACAUACACACACACUCUCACUCACUCACACACACACUCACACGGGAAAACUCAGUUUCUUACCUCACAAUACCUCAAUGCCAUAGAACCGGACUUCAGACCAGUUUUACCUCAUCCAAAACUGGACCACCUCCUAUCAUCAAACCCGCCUCAGAUAAACAGUGCAGCGCUGAUCAACAGCACCAAAAACCAACCUGGACUUUGCAAUAACCUCUGGACCUCCACCACCCCCGCCGCCCCUGGACCUCAUGCAGUUGGAGGGUAACAAUUGACUUGACGCCGGCAUCAUGCGUUUGACAGGUGGGGUUGCAGGUAUGACAUCACGUUGGGGGAACUCCCCCAGGAUUCUAAGGUUCUACAUAGACUCCUAUGAACCCCCAACGUGAUGUCAUAAUAGUACAUAUUCUUAAAAUGGUUAACAUGCAACCCCACCUUUAACAGUGUCAUAAGGCAGUCAUGCAUGUGCCAUAAGCAUCAUGUCAAUGUCAUCAACAUGUUAUGGCUUUGUCAUUAAGUGAAAUUCAGUUAUGGUAAAGUCGGCCCUAACUACGUCAACUUUUCAUGACCAUAAAACGUUCAUGACAUUGACUGACAUCAUGUUAAUGACUCUUCCAUGCCUAUGUCAUCAUGACACUGUUGUGACACUAUUACGACACUCGUUAUGUCAUAUAUAUGACGCCGGCGUCAAGUAAAGUGUAACCGAAUGGAGAUGCCUCCUGAACUCUCAGCCUACCUGAACUAGAACUGAACUGAGCUGAACAGAACAUGCCGUUUUGUGUGUCGCGUUCACGCACAUUAUUCACACAGCAAGCACAAACAUAUGCUAUAGGUACAUCAUGUGCACACACACGCACACGCAUUACUGGUACAUUGUAUGCAAACUCGCACACUCACAUACCGUUGGUACAUUACAGAUAGACGCACGUGCAAACGCACAUGCUCUUGGUGCAAUCCACACGCUCGCGUGUGGUCGAUGUCUCGUCGGACGCGCACAGGUACAAUACUCACAGACACUCGCGUAGACAUUGCAGUCCAAAAAGGGGGUGUAGACCAAUGCUCACCCUCGGGUACAUAUUGCACACUUCCACAUGCUGAGGUACUCUACUCACCAUGCAACACAUUCGGUACGCACACACACACAUGCACCUGCUAACACUUUUGGUACGUGCAGAUACGCACAUAUGCGCUUGGAUACACAUUUGGUACACGCAGACAGACUCACACACGCACAGUUACACAUUUGGUACACACCGAAACAAAUGCAUGUAGUUACACCUUUGGUACGCACACAAAUGCAUCUGAAUACACAUUUGGUACAUACAAGCACACUUGUGCAUCUUGUUACACAUUUGGUACAUACAGGUUCACUCGUGCAUCUGGAUACACAUUUGUUUGCAUACAGAUAUGGACAAAACUAACAUACGCUCACACUCCCACACUCUCACAAUCUCCAGUCACUGUGAUGAAUUUCUUGACAAAUCUCAUUCACGCUGGCAACAAAAAAAUAUAAACCUACAACACUGUUUUUCCCGCCAGUGGUAGCUUACGAUAGAUGGACCUCUUCUGUACCUCUUCAGCCUUCAAACAGCAGAAAGCCAUCAGGACAGACUCUUCUGCUGCACAUCUCUCUCUCUCUCUCUCUCUCUCUCUCUCUCUCUCUCUCUCUCUCUCUCUAUCUGUCACACUCACUCUCUCACUAUCCCUCCCUUCAGUUUAGGGAAUGACAUAUAUAUCCAUAUCUUGAUUUUAUAUUCAGCCAUUGGUUGUAGUUAUUAUUCUUUUCAUUUUGUCUCGUUGGGUUUAUGAAAUCAUCAAAUGUGUUUUUUCUUUUUCUGUUUGUUUUUGUUGGUUUGUUUUUUAGGCUUUUUUCCCAAUUUGGCUUCCAAGCCUCUGCAUGCCUCUGUGGCAGAUGUGUCGUGAGCAAUAUUAUCAUACCUGUCCAGGGGUCCGUUUCUCGAUUCCUGUCGUUACUAACCGUCUUAAGACCGUCUUAAGACCGUCUUACCGUUCCCUUGGAUUUAGUGGUGAGCGUCGCUGUCAAGAGAGAUUUGAGUUGCUCUUACGAAGGACGUUGCUACCGUCGUUAGCAAAGACACUUUCGAGAUACAGACCCCAGUUCAGGGGUGCGUUUCUCUGAAGUGUGGUUGGCUGUUAGCCCGUUAGCAACUUGGGUAGUUGCCGAUGGGAAAUUGCAUUGCAAACAACGAAGUAGCUAAUGUAGUUAGCAACUAUGGUUUCGAGGAAUGCGCCCCUGGUAACAUAACAUAUCAAAGAGGAGUGCCUUACCUGAUAGACUGGGGAGUGCCCACAGCAAAUGGAGCAGCUUUUCUUUUCCAUGUCUAAAACAGCAGUCCUCUUUUGCCAGUCGGAGCCCAUGCCCAGUUCAUUGAGGUAGUUCAUGGGGGCAGUUUGCUUCAUUAAUUCAUGUGAUUCAUUAAUUACAAUUAACAUAUUGUAAUUAAUUAAUUCUAGUAAUGCACUGGGCCAAGAGAGGCUGAGAGAGACUUAAUUUACACACGUUAAAACACCACCAGUUGGCAGUCCAUGUUACCUGCCAUGCAAGGCGCCAUGCGAUUGGCCUGCAGACACUGAGGGCGAAGGGCUACAGUUCAUCUGAGAACAGCAGUAUUUAAGUCUGUAUCAUUUCAGGAGGCUAUGAAUGGCUUUUCAGCAAUGUCAGCAGGCUAUGCCCCCCAUCUCGAAAUGCCCACAUUGUGACCAAAAGCUGCAUAUAUUCUCGAGUCACUGAUUCAUAGAUGGGUACAUGGAUGCAUAAAUACUACAUCGGUACAGUUGUUGAACUGAGUGUGAGAUUCUCAUUGAACUCACACAGGCAUUUCAGUGACCUUCAUAACCCUUGUCACUUCCCAAUUGAGAGGUUCACUGAACUCAAGUGGCCCUCAAAGAUAACUUGGCCAGUUUGGCGGCAGCUCUUGCUGCCCAGUCAUAUCCGCCAGCACAACGUUGUUCUAGCGACGCACCGCAGCGCUUUUAUAGCGUAAGGCAGAGGUGUUGGUAGUUUCAAAGCGUCUGGCCUUGGCUCCAUUUGACCUGGUACGAUACCCACAGGUGUGCAAUACGAGUUGAUGCCAAACUGAGGGCCGUGGGAGAGCAUGCCAGCUGUGCCCGUCCGGCACUGCUGUGAAGGCUUGGAAGCCAGUCAGAGAGCUGCAGGUUUUUUAUUUCUAUUAUUUUUAUUAUUUUUUUCUAAGUGACAAAACAUUGCAAGUGACCAAUGGUGGCCACUUGCAUCUAUAUAUGAUGAUAAUAAUAAUAAUAAUGAUAUUAAUAAUAAGUUGUUUUAAAAAGUCACACUUGCUGCUGAAAACAUUGACAAAACAAUCUGUAAAUUAUUAAAUAUAGGCAUGUGGUUCAUUUUUAUUUUACAAGUUUUUUUUUCAAGUAUUUAAAGUUUUUUGGGGUUUUACAUGUUUUUCAGUUUUAUUUUUGUGUCUACAAUACAAGGGGGUUUAUUGCGUGUAGAGAGUUGAGAUAUAUGAAAUGUGUUUCUGAGAAUGACUGACAACUUCUGCUUUUCUUGUCGUCCUAAUGUCUGCAUUGCCAGCCUUCCAUAGAUAGCGGUACUCCAUUUUCUCAUCAGGCUCACGGGCACUUUUUUGAUUCCUUUUGUUUUGUUUUUAUUUUAUUUUUCCCCGACGAGGUGAUCUCUUCACAGUACCGCAAAGCACUCUGGGUAUUGACCCUGUACACCCUAACCCUCCUCUUCCCAACUCACUCGUAUGAUUGGGUGAGCAGCAGGGGUUUGUUUCUGAGAAAGCCGCCAGGUCUCUUGGCUUUUUUCUUCUAUUUCUCUGAAACCCUAUAGGCCAACAGGGCGUGUCGGCUGUAAUCUGAUAGGCUCAUAGGCUACAGGUGUUUGUCCCGGCAAUCCCAUAGGCUGUGCUCGUGUUACAAAGUAACGGGAUACCAUAGGUCCUGGGGUUUCUCUCUUUAAGAAUAAUAUUUUUUUGAAAAAAAAGAAAAACACACUCAAAGCCAAACACCACACUACUUAACCAACCAUGUCUUCCACUGUAUAUAAUGUAAUGUAAAAAAAGCAAAGUCAAAAUUGAGAUAAAAGAUGGAUGGUUUUUUUGACUGUGGGUAUGUGUAUGGAUGUAUGUGUAUGCGAUUUAAAUGAAUGUUUAAAGCACAUUGCUGGAUGGGUGAAUGUAUGAAUGUAUGUGUGUAUAGUAUGAACGGCUGAUGCAUGGAGUGAGAUAAAUAAAGGAAAAUGUUCCUAAGAUGAAAUGAACAAAGUUGUAAGAAGAAUGAUGCAUAAACCGCAAAAGAUGCACCAGCAGAGGAGAAAAAAUACACCCCCUUAGUCUCUUGCUCUCUCUCUCUCUCUCUCUCUCUCUUUCUCUAUUCCUCUUGCUCUCUCUCUCUCUCUCCUCUCUCACUCUUCUGGAAACCCCCAAUCUGUAAUAAAGUAGAAAUGUUUAUCUUUCCUCCCA
This is a messenger RNA of Engraulis encrasicolus (European anchovy), 9356 nucleotides long. RefSeq names its product insulin receptor substrate 1 (gene irs1). Gene Ontology annotation, biological process: insulin receptor signaling pathway. Bases 781 to 4704 code for a protein of 1307 amino acids. Gene Ontology annotation, molecular function: insulin receptor binding; phosphatidylinositol 3-kinase binding. NCBI's taxonomy places the organism in Eukaryota, Metazoa, Chordata, Actinopteri, Clupeiformes, Engraulidae. The record is from RefSeq and is a predicted model, not a curated record. Gene Ontology annotation, cellular component: cytosol; plasma membrane. The transcript has 2 exons.